CUCGUCUCCGUCUCCGCGCCCGUCUCCGGCGCCGACCGGCCGGCAGAGGCCUUGCCGGGCCACACCCAGGGUCCUCUUGACGGGAGCCUCUACGCCAAGGUGAAGAAGAAGGAGGACGGCCUGAACGGCGGCGGGGCCGGCGCGGGCGGCGGGGUCCGCCCGGCCCCCUCGGCCACCCCCGACCACGUGGAGCACACGCUGUCCGUCAGCAGCGACUCGGGCCACUCGACGGCCUCGACCCGGACGGACCGGACGGAGGAGGCCCCGGUGCCCCAGGGCGUUGCGGCCGGGCCCCCCGCCCGCCGCCCCGCGGCGCCCGCCAUGCUGCCCGCCCCCGCCCGCCGCGUGGUGCCCGCCCAGGUCCACGUCAACGGGGACGACGCGCCGCCGGCCGAGCGGGAGACGGACAUCCUGGACGACGACGACAUCGACGACCGGCCGCCGCCCGGCCUCCUGACCAACGGGCUGGACGCCCCCGCCCUCGACGGCUCCGGCCUCCCCGCGGGACGGCCCGGCCGCCGCCUCCGGCCCGUCCGCCCCGCCUUCUCGGCCGGGGACGGCCGCGGGGAGGGCCCGGCCUCGCCGACCUCGCCCCCGCCCGGCCCGGCCUCGGGCGGGAUGUACCGGUCCCGGUCCUGCCCGGACGCCGAGCCCCGCCUGCCCCCGGCCCCGGUCCGGGGCGGCAGCAGCCGCGAGGCCGUGCAGAGGGGGCUCGGCUCCUGGCAGCAGCAGCUGCAGCAACUGCAGCAGCCGCAGUGGGGGCAGUGGGCGCCGCCGCAGCCGCGGCCCUGGCAGGAGCAGCCGCCGCAGCAACCGCCGUGGCGGCAGCCGCCGCCUGUCCAACGGCAGUACCGGAGCCCCCCGGGCUCCGGCCCUCCGGUCGAGGCCCUCCCGGAGAGGCGGCGGGCCUCGGGCGAGCCCGGCCCCCGGCCCGCGGCCCGGGCCCGCUCCCGCAGCCCGCCCGAGUGGGCGCGCGGGGCCUCGCGGCGGGAGAUCGAGCAGUCCAUCGAAGCGCUGGACGAGCUCAUGUCGGACCUGGGCUCGGCCUCGGCCCGCUCCGCCGUGCCCAAGUCCCAGAGCGCCCCGGGGCCUGGCCGGGGGCCUGGCCGGCGGCCGCCUCCUCCCCGGGGCCUCCCGCCGGGCGCCCCCCGGGCCGGCGUCCCGCGGCUCCCCGGAGCGCGCCCCUCCGGGCCGCCCGCCCUCGCCCUACGACUUCCAGCCCCGGCCGGCCCCCGCCGGACAAGCCCGGGACCGCCACGGCCCCGUCGCCGCCUUCGACCCCCGGCCGCCCUCCCCGGGCUCCCGCCGAAGGAAGCCCAGCCGGGCCCGCCUCGCCAGCCGGAGGAAGAGCCCCUGAACCUGGAGGGGCUGGUCGCCCACAGGGUGGCAGGGGUCCAGGCCAGAGAAAAGCAUCCUGCGGAGCCCCCCGCCCCCGGGCGCAGACGUGCGGCUAGCGAGGGUCAGCCCGGGGGCCCCGGCCCGGAAGCCCCCUCGUCCCCCCGGAGCCCCGGGGUCCGCUCGCCGGUCCAGUGUGUCCCGGCCGAGCUGGCCCUCACCAUCGCCCUCAACCCCGGCGGGAGGCCCCGGGAGCCCCACCUCCACAGCUACAAGGAGGCGUUUGAAGAGUUGGAGGGGGUCGCCCCGGCCAGCCCACCCCCCACCGGCGGAGUUCGUUCCCCUCCGGGCCUGGCCAAGACCCCGUUGUCGGCCCUGGGCCUGAAGCCGCACAACCCGGCCGAGCUGCUCCUGCACCCCGCCGGAGAGGAAGAUGGAGAGCAGGAGGCCGUCGGUAUCUAUGAAGAGCCCAGGAGCUACGUGGAGUCGGUGGCGAAGACGGCGGCGGCCGGAGCCCCGGAGCCCAAGUCGAGGAGCCCGCACCCCCAGGUCGGCCGGGCCUACGGCUCCGAGUCGCCCCUGAGGAACGGGGGUUGGGGCGGCUCCUUCUCCCCGCCCGGGCCCCUGUCCACCAGCAGCCCCGUCCUCGGCCCGGACAGACCCCCAGGCCCGCAGACCCCAUCUGUGGCUCCGAGUCCCAGCUGGCCCUGGACCGACUUGGUCUCCACUUCCGGCCCCGUCGGGCCGUCGUUGGGAAGCUUCCCGUUGGGGGCCAGCAGCCUCGGCGGCGUGGGCGGCGGCAGCCCGGGCCCGCUCCCCCCGGCCCGGGCCUCGCUCAGCGAGCCGAGCCUCGGUUCUCCCGGCUGGGGCCCCCCCGAGCCCGCGGCCCCCUGCGCCUCGCCGCCGCCCAGCCCCGCCGUCAGCCCGACCCCCGACGACCGGGCCCGGGCCCAGGUCAGCGUGGCCGGGGUCCACGUGCUGCCCGGGAGCCCUCACACGCUGCGCCGGACCGUGGGCACCAACACCCCGGCCAGCCCGGGCCUCACCCGCCGCCCCCUGGCGUCCCCCGACCGUCUGGCCCGGCCCGCUACCCCUGAGGACCGGCGGCCCACCCUGUCCCGCCAGAGCAGCGGCUCGGGCCAGCGUGGGCCGUCCACCCCGUCCUUCCCGCCGGUGUCCCCGGCCGGUCCCCCCAGCUCCGCGUCCUCCUCCCCGGAGCCGCCGGCGGCCUCCCUCAGGGCGGGGAGCCCCUUGCCCGCCGGGCCCGAGAAGCGCAGGAUGUCGGUGGGGGAGCGGGUCGGAGGCCUGUCCAGCUACGCCACGGUCAACGGCAAGGCCUCCUCCUCGCCCGUGUCCAGCGGCCUCUCCAGCCCCUGCCGCGCCAGCCCCGGCGUCUCCUUCUCCCACACCCUGCCCGACUUCUCCAAGAUCUCCAUGCCAGACAGCAGCCCCGAGACCCGGGCCCACGUCAAGUUUGUCCAGGACACGUCCAAGUAUUGGUACAAGCCCGAGAUCACCAGGGAGCAGGCCAUCACGCUCCUCAAGGACCAGGAGCCUGGCGCCUUCAUCAUCCGCGACAGCCAUUCCUUCCGCGGGGCCUACGGGCUGGCGGUCAAGGUGGCGUCCCCUCCGCCCACCAUCCUCCAGCAGAGCAAGAAAGGAGACCUCGCCAACGAGUUAGUGCGUCACUUCCUGAUCGAGACCGGCCCCCGGGGUGUGAAGCUCAAGGGAUGCCCCAACGAGCCAAACUUUGGGAGUCUGUCUGCGUUGGUAUACCAGCACUCUGUCAUCCCACUGGCCCUGCCCUGCAAACUCGUCAUCCCGGAAAGAGAUCCCACGGAUGAAACGCGAGAGAACUCCCUGCUUGCCAGCUCUGCCCCCGACCUGCUGAAGCAAGGAGCCGCCUGCAACGUCGUCUUCAUCAACUCGGUGGACAUGGAGUCUCUGACCGGGCCCCAGGCCAUCUCCAAGGCCGCCUCGGAGACCCUGGCCGCCAACCCCGCUCCUCCCGCCACCAUCGUCCACUUCAAAGUGUCCGCCCAGGGGAUCACGCUGACGGACAACCAGAGGAAGCUCUUCUUCCGGAGGCACUACCCCCUCAACUCCAUCACCUUCUGUGACCUGGACCCUCAAGACCGGAAGUGGACUAAAGCGGAAGGCUGUGACAUUGGUAGUGGUGUGUCUGCCAAGCUCUUUGGCUUCGUAGCCCGGAAGCAGGGCAGCACGACCGACAAUGCCUGCCACCUCUUCGCCGAGCUGGACCCCAACCAGCCGGCCGCCGCCAUCGUCAACUUCGUGGCCAAGGUCAUGGGCAGCGCGGGCCAGAAGCGAUGAGCCCCCACCCUCCAGGGGAGCCGGGGAGAAGGAGAGGGCCCCCCCCCCACCCCCCCUGCCCACGACCACCCCAUCACCCCUAAAAUCCCCUCCCCGCACCCCCACGCGUCCCGCCCGUGAACCCAGAAGGAGGAUGUGGAGCCGAUGUGUGAGAAGAAGCAGGAUGUGCAGCGAGCAGAGAGGAAGUGCACGGGUUGGCAGCGGAGAGCGACAGAGACGGAGACGGACAGGGAGAGAGACGAGAGACAGAGGGGGACCAUCGCCUCAGCCCGAAGAGGACCACCGACAUCCCACCCCCGCACCCUGCAUUCCACCGGAGGAGACCAGGCGUCUUUGAGACCGUGACCUAGGGGCGUCUCCUCCAGCCCCACUCUCGGGGCCCCUUGUCCAGAAGCCCAGGGCCGCCGCAGGUGGUCCAGGAGAUGGCCAUCGCCCUCGACUGGGGGCCACGAGCCCCAAGCCCCGACCCCUCUGGGAGGACCGUGUGUACAUAUAUACAUAGCCAGAGAUAAUAUAUGUUUGCCGGCAUUGGACGCCGUGUGGGACAGGAAGCAGAGCUGGACAUGACCAUCUAUAUGACGUACACAGCCCUAUCCCGGCCCCGGCUCGUUGGGCCCGGGAGACGGGCGGCCCGGUGCCCGCUGACACUUUGGGUCGGGCAGCGUGGCGAGGGCAUCGGUCUCCUUUUCCAGGGGUCAGGGCUGAGCUGCAUCUAGGAUUGGGGCUCCUGGAAGCAAGGGAUGGAGGAUACGGGCCAGGCACUGGUUGGAGUGGGCAGUCUGGACCUUUCCACGGCCCUCGGCGAGGGUGGAAAGAGCCAGUGGUGGGCGCCGGCCCUGCCUACGCAACUUCCCCUCCAUCUGGGAGUCUUUGGGGUGUUGGGGGGGCCAGGGAAGGGUGACUGAGGGGACCCCAGCCUGACGCCUACUCGGAAGAGAGUAGGCCCGGUCUCUGGGCCGCCCAACCCCGGGAGACCACCCCCACCCCUUGAUUCCCCGACCCGGCUCUGGCCUCACCUCGCCGUUCCUCUCCCCUCCGCCGGCCGAUCACGUCCUCCCUAGCCAGGCUGUUCCCGGGCAAGGCCGAGGGAGGGGCCGCGGGGAGACCCCAGACCCAUCCGGGUGGCCGGCGGCCCGGUCCUGCCUUAGGAAAGGAGAGUCUCCGACAGUCUCCCCAUCUCCCACCCCAGGCCUGUGGCCUCCCAGAGACAAGUCCCCACUGCCCCCAAAUAUAUAUAUACAUAUAUAUAUAUAUAAUAUACAUCUCUAUAUAAUAUAUACAAGCUAUUCUGAAGGAAUACUGUAAACUAAGUUUAAGAAAAGAAAAAAAAACCCAGAAA
This is a messenger RNA of Ornithorhynchus anatinus (platypus), 5008 nucleotides long. Its product is annotated as tensin-like. Lineage: Eukaryota; Metazoa; Chordata; Mammalia; Monotremata; Ornithorhynchidae. Gene Ontology annotation, biological process: fibroblast migration. Gene Ontology annotation, molecular function: protein binding. The transcript is spliced from 17 exons. The record is from RefSeq and is a predicted model, not a curated record. The annotation marks the transcript as partial.